AUGUGCGAUCAAGAAUUUAGAACACUUCGAGUUGAUCCAAGAUAUCCGUUUCAAAACCAGACCAGAGCAUGCUAUGACAACUACUGUGAUUUUUAUAAAUGCACUCGGCUGCUCGGUGAAGUCGACGACUGUAAAAUAUUCAAACGCUAUUUUGAAACAAUCUGCCCUAACUUCUGGAUUUCUCAAUGGGACGAGCAACGGGAAAAAGGAGUAUUCCCAGGUCCCAUAUGA
Messenger RNA from Parnassius mnemosyne (clouded apollo), 231 nucleotides. The record is from the annotation of a GenBank genome assembly. Lineage: Eukaryota; Metazoa; Arthropoda; Insecta; Lepidoptera; Papilionidae.